UUUUAGCUGGCAAACGUGGCAGUGGCUCAGCAGCUGAGCAGCAGCAGCGGCAGAGGGAGAUAUGUAUGAACAAACAAAACACAAUUAACGUGGAUUAUCUCACGUGUGGUAAUCGGCUGCGAUAAUUGUACGUGUAAAAAGUGAAAGUGACAGACAGUUCGUACGCAAAGCGCAGAACGGUGCGCGAUUCGUUCUCUCACGCCACGGAAUAUUAGGAAUACCAGCCAUGUACAGCAACAACAACGGUGGCAGUGGCAACAUAAUGCAGCAGCGCCGCAAGACCACGACACGCUCCAGAUCAAAGCAGCAGCAGCAGCAACAAUGCACCAGCGAAAACGUAAUCGAAAAAAAUCAAACAAACGGCGCACAAAACGAAAGACUUCACUUUCGCGGAAGCAGCAAAGACACGCCGCUGUCGACGCCGCUGCUGCCGCGCAGCCGUUCAACAACCUCAGCCAUCAACUCACCUUCCCCACUGUGCUGUAACGGUGGUUUGUCCAUACUCAACUGCUGCCGCGACGUCAACUGCCACCUGAAUGCACCUUUGCGUGGCAGCGUGGAGUCGUCGCGCAGUCGGGGUUCCGAGAGCCGACAAUCAUCGCUAACAGCGACACCGACACCGACGCCAACGCCAAAACAAGCUUCACCUUCGCCUACUACCUCCGAACGGUCUCGAUCAUGUUCUCGGUCCCGCUCCCGUUCGUGCUCUUGCGACGGCCGCCUUGUAGAUUGCCAUAAACACAGCGCUGCAGCAGCAGCAGCAGCUGCAUCUACAGCCACACCGCAGUUUACCGUUAACCUGAGCAUCGAUCUCUUCAGUUGGACUCUCUUUCUGCUGGCGUUCUGCACGCGCUUCUACAAGCUGGCAACGCCACCCCACAUUGUAUUCGAUGAGCUGCACUACGGAAAGUACAUUGCCCAUUACAUGCGCAACAUUUUCUUCUUCGAUCAGCACCCGCCCCUCGGCAAACAGCUGAUCGCUGGCCUCGUCAGCCUGGCCGGAUACGAUGGCAACUACACAUUCUCGAGGAUUGGGGCCGCGUACGCGCCGGACGUGCCCAUCUUCUGGCUCCGCUUCAUACCCGCAUUGUGCGGCAGCCUGCUGGCCCCCGCCGUCUACAGGCUACUGCUGGAGGCUAGGCUCCAGCGUUGGGCAGCCGCUCUGGGCGGUCUUCUCGUCGUUCUGGACAACUCCCUGCUGACCCAGUCGCGGUUCGUGCUCAUGGAAUCGAUGCUGCUGCUGGCCAGCACGCUCGGGAUCGCCUGCCUGCUCCGCUUCCAGCGCUGUCGCCUGGGCAGCCUCCAGUGGCUGUGCAGUGGAUCGGCGGCCGGUGUGCUCCUGGCCUGUGCGGGCUCCGUCAAGUAUAUAGGCUUCCUGGCCCUGGCUCUGGCCGGGUACCUGCUCUGUCGCCACCUGUGGCAACUGCUGUACGACGCCAGUCUAACGAAUCGCCAGCUCUGGAUGCACGCCCUGAGUCGACUGAUGCUCUUCGUGGGCAUUCCCAUGGCCGUGUAUAUAGGAGUAUUCUAUGUCCACUUCCGGGCGCUGCACCGGGCAGGUCCUCAUGAUAGCAUUAUGACCAGCGCCUUUCAGGCGUCGCUGGAGGGCGGCCUGGCCUCGAUCACCAGUGGCCAGCCCCUGGCUGUGGUCCACGGCUCGCAGAUAACGCUGCGGCACACUCACGGACGCACCUGCUGGCUGCACUCCCACGCGGCAGUCUACCCGGUGCGGUACAAGGACAAGAGAGGCUCCUCCCACCAGCAGCAGGUCACAUGCUACUCAUUUAAAGACGUGAACAACUGGUGGAUUGUGAAACGGCCUGAGCGGGACGACCUGGUGGUGGGGGAUGAGCCAGACGUCAUACAGCACGGCGACGUCAUCCAGCUGGUGCACGGAAUCACCAGCCGGGCGUUGAACUCGCACGACGUCGCUGCUCCGAUGACGCCCCAGUGCCAGGAGGUCAGCUGCUACAUUGACUACGAGAUCAAGAUGGCCGGCGAGCUGCUGUGGCGCGUGGAGAUCCUCAAUAGGAACUCAGAGGGCGACAGCUGGCACGCCAUAAAAUCUGAGAUUCGUCUCGUCCACGAGUCGACGGGCGCUGCCCUGAAGUUCAGCGGCCGCCAGCUGCCGGACUGGGGCUUCAACCAGCACGAGGUGGUAGCCGAUCGGGAUCAGGUGCACGAAGAUGCCAUUUGGAAUGUGGAGGAGCAUCGCUACACCAGGACUCAGGAUCAGCGGGAACGGGAGCGGCAGCUGCUCUCCGCCGAGAUGAUACCCACGAAGCGCACAACGCUCUCGUUCUGGGCCAAACUCCUGGAGCUGCAGGCGAAGAUGUUCUGGCACGGCAAGCAACUGCAGGCGCACAUGUACAGCUCGCUGCCGCACGAGUGGCCCCUCAUGGACAAGGGCAUCGCCUACUGGCUGGACUCGCAGUCCAGUGCCCAGAUUUAUCUCCUGGGCAACGUGCUCAUUUGGUACACGGCCAGCGCCGGGAUACUGGUAUACGCCGCUCUACUGGCCUUCUAUGCGGUGCGUAGGAGGCGACUCUGCUUCGAUGUAUCCCAGCACGAGUGGCAGCGCUUCCUCAUGGCUGGCGACACCUUCUUCGUGGGCUAUCUGAUGCACUAUCUGCCGUACUUCUUUGUGGACCGUACCCUCUUCCUGCACAACUAUCUGCCCGCGUUUGUCUUCAAGCUGCUGCUGCUGUGCUUUGUCGUGGAGCAUCUGGACUAUCUGUUGCGCCGACACUGCUCGGGUCGCGGGGUGCACCUGGUGCGCGUCUAUCGCCUGGCGCUGCUCCUCUGGCUGCUCGCCGUCGGCAGUGUGUUUGCCAAAUUCUUGCCGCUCAGCUACGGAGCGAGAAAGAUGACCAUUGAGGAGGUUAGACGUCUGCGCUGGAAGGACACCUGGGACUUUAUCCUGCAGAAGAAUUAUGCGCUGAACUGAAGCAUUACCUUUGGCUGCAGACUGCAGACUGCUCGUGCAAUAGGUGGACCCUUCCCCGCCCCCUCCCCAUGU
Messenger RNA from Drosophila obscura, 3019 nucleotides. RefSeq names its product protein O-mannosyltransferase 1 (gene rt). Gene Ontology annotation, cellular component: membrane; endoplasmic reticulum. The transcript is spliced from 4 exons. Lineage: Eukaryota; Metazoa; Arthropoda; Insecta; Diptera; Drosophilidae. The record is from RefSeq and is a predicted model, not a curated record. Bases 227 to 2947 code for a protein of 906 amino acids. Gene Ontology annotation, molecular function: dolichyl-phosphate-mannose-protein mannosyltransferase activity. Gene Ontology annotation, biological process: protein O-linked glycosylation via mannose.